AUUUGGCUCCACUCCUGUGUACGGGUGUAUUUCAGAGUGAGUGUGCGAGUGCUACUGGUGUCCGGCGUGAGUUCUGCGCUUAAUCACAAGCCACCGUGCCAGCCUCGAGGCUUUCCUUGCCUGCCCAGGCAAGGAAGAGAUGGCCUCGCUGCCCUUCGGCAGCACCGCCAGUGUCGACUGCAAUCAGCUUUUGGUAGAAACAAAUGGCUCUACACGGACACUGAUUUUGAACAGGCCAAAACAGCUUAACGCACUCUCUUCCACAAUGAUUAAGGAACUCCUAAGGUGUUUCAUUGCUUACGAGAAAGACGAUGGAGUUAAAUUGUUGAUUAUGAAGGGGAAAGGAAGAGCAUUUUGCGCUGGAGGUGAUGCUGCUGUAGGUUUCCAGUCUGCACUUAAUGAGGGAUGGAAAUGGGGUGCUAAUUUCUUCAAAAAUCUGUAUUUGUUAAACUACAUAAUUGCAACUUGUAUCAAACCUCAGGUUUCUCUUCUCACUGGAAUUGUCAUGGGUGGAGGUGCUGGUGUUUCUUUACAUGGAAGAUUUCGAGUUGCCACUGAGAAGACGAUUUUUGCAAUGCCAGAAACAGCUCUGGGUCUCUUUCCAGAUGUAGGGGGCUCAUAUUUUCUAUCUCGGCUACCGGGGUUCUAUGGAGAGUAUGUUGCUCUUGCUGGUGCCAGAUUGGAUGGUGCAGAAGUGCUUGCAUGUGGUCUGGCAACUCAUUUUGUCCACUCAAAUAGGCUGCUAUUGCUUGAAGAAUCUCUUAAGAAGGUGGAUACUUCCAAUCCUUUCAUUGUGUGUGGUAUUAUCGAUCAAUUUAGUGAACAGCCAUCACCGAAAGAAAAUAGUUCUUUGAAUAGGUUGGAAAUCAUCAACAAAUGCUUUUCCAAAAGGACAGUUGAAGAAAUUAUAUCUUCUCUUGAGCAAGUGGCCUCAAAUUUACCUGAUGAAUGGGUUGCUGCGACGAUCCAAUCCUUGAAAAAUGCUUCUCCAACCAGUUUGAAAAUCUCUCUGAGAUCGAUAAGAGAAGGGAGAACACAAACUGUUGGGGAGUGCUUGCGUCGGGAAUAUAGAAUGGUUUGCCAUGUCGUGCGUGGUGACUUCAGUAGAGACUUCUUUGAGGAAUAUAUCAACAUCCUUAACACUACUCUUUUUCAUUAAUGAUCUCUCUACUUUGUUGUCUUUGCGCGGCAAGGUCUGUACCUAACAUCAUAUUAUUGCAGGGAUGUAGGGCUAUACUGAUAGAUAAGGAUCAAAACCCAAUGUGGAUGCCUCCAAGGUUGGAACAAGUACAUGAUGAAUCAGUUCAACAAUAUUUCUCUACAAUUGAUGAUCCACAGUGGGAAGAGUUAAACCUACCUACCAGACAUUUCCAUGGGAGAAAUAUUAAGUCCAAACUUUGAUUGAAAUCUUGGGCAAAAGAUGUGAACGAUGGAGCCUCGAGGAUGGUCAGAAUAAUAAUUAAUUAAUAAUCUCAAGUUUGGGGAGAGUUUUUACACUACAAACUAAAAAUGAAAUAAUGUUGUUUAUCGUAGAAACUCUUUGUAAUGUAUACAUGAAGUUCUACCCAUUUUAGAAUAAUUACAAUCGACUUCGGAUGUUGUGAUCUCAUAUAGAUGAUGAGCUUUGUAAGAGAAAUUUGGAAUUCUUACAUAAGGUGGACUUGACUAAUGUCAUCCCACAAAUGGAUUACAACCA
Molecule: messenger RNA, 1696 nt
Organism: Setaria italica (foxtail millet)
Lineage: Eukaryota; Viridiplantae; Streptophyta; Magnoliopsida; Poales; Poaceae
Product: 3-hydroxyisobutyryl-CoA hydrolase 1
Exons: 13
Coding region: 140-1159 (339 amino acids)
Biological process (GO): L-valine catabolic process
Molecular function (GO): 3-hydroxyisobutyryl-CoA hydrolase activity
Source: RefSeq, a predicted model, not a curated record